Molecule: messenger RNA, 1659 nt
Organism: Physella acuta
Lineage: Eukaryota; Metazoa; Mollusca; Gastropoda; Physidae
Product: arginine-hydroxylase NDUFAF5, mitochondrial
Biological process (GO): mitochondrial respiratory chain complex I assembly
Cellular component (GO): mitochondrion
Molecular function (GO): S-adenosylmethionine-dependent methyltransferase activity
Source: RefSeq, a predicted model, not a curated record
GUUUUUGGCAGGGAUAAAGAUGUCUUGCUUUGACUUUGAGAAAUGAAAAUAAACAAAAACAAUUAACUUUAAAAAAAAGUGGUGAUGGUCAACUUUGUCAAACUCUGGAGGAACAAGGUUAACAAUUUCUGGCAAUAGAAUGAGUAAACUUUUGACCAAAGCCGCUGUGGCAUGCUCGAGGUUGUUACAGACUGGCAGUCUUGGCUCUGGUUUUACAGAUGCUCUUGUUGUCAGAUGUUUAAACACGCAACAAGAGGUGCUGAUGAAUGUUUUUGACAGAAAGGCUAAGCUGCUGCAGAGAGAGAGAGCUGCUCAAGGCAUUAAUGGAGAAGAUGUCAGUGUUUACGAUUAUGUGAAAGAUGAGUUUGGCUAUAGGACUGCUGAAAGAAUAUGGGACAUUAAAAGGAGGUUUGGUGUAGUUGUUGAUUUGGGCAGUGGCAGAGGACAUGUUACAAAACACAUUUGUAAAGAUAGUGUUGACCUGAUAUAUCAGUGUGAGUUCUCUCCCUCAUUGCUGGAUCAAGCUGCAGUUUCUCCUGAAGUCACAACUAAAAAAAUGGUGGUUGAUGAAGAAAAUCUGCCAUUUGAAGAAAAUUCCAUUGACAUGUUCAUUAGCAGUUUGAGUCUCCAUUGGGUGAAUGACCUCCCAGGGUGCUUAAGUCAGAUCCUCAGGGCUCUGAAGAAUGACUGUUGUAUAAUUGGCUGCAUGUUUGGAGGUGACACACUGUACCAGCUGAGAGUGUCCCUGCAGCUUGCUGAGAUAGAGAGGGAGGGGGGUUUUGCCCCCCACAUCUCCCCCUUCACCACAGCAAAUGACCUUGGAAGUUUGCUCACAAGAACUGGAUUUACCUUGCUAACUAUUGAUAUGGAUGAGAUGACAAUUACGUAUCCUUCUAUAUUUGAACUCAUGUAUGACCUUAAAGGUAUGGGAGAGAACAACUGCACAUGGAGGAGGAAACCCCAGCUCCACCGUGACACCAUGCUCGCUGCAGCUUCUAUUUACAAAGAAAUGUAUGGCAAUGAUAAAGGUAUCCCAGCAACCUUUCAAGUCAUCAACUUCAUUGCUUGGAAGCCUGACCCAAGCCAGCCAAAACCAGCCAAGCGUGGAUCAGGUCAAGUUUCUCUAAAAGAUUUGGACAAGCUGGAUCAGUUGGCCAAGCAAAUGACAAUGAAGCAAGCUGAAAUCGAUGGUGUCAAAGUUGUAAAACUAGAAGCAGGGGAACAUGAUGAAACAAAACAUGAUGACACAGAUCCAAGCAAAGGAAAAGGGCAAUAAUAAUUAGUUAAAUUUAGGGGUGUGAAUGUUCAAAUGUAAAUAUUGGUAAAACGAGUAAUUGUAAUGUCUAUUGGCUGAUAGUUUUUAUGUGAGUGAGAUUGUACAUGUUUGGAUUUAUUUUAGCUUGUUAGUCCUUAAUUAAUUAAAAAUUUUCUAGGUAAUUUUUAAUACUUUUAAAAACAAUUAUAAAAGGUAAUUACUGUUUUUAACAUAUUCAAUACAUUAUUGUUUUUAUAAAGAGAAAAAUUAUUUGUGGGCUUUUAUUAUGUUUUUUGUUUACAUUAUUUCAUGUCAUCUGAAAAUAUUAGAAAAAGUGUCCAUUUCUGUUAGACAUGCAGUAAGUCAAGUCGUGUACACUAUAGAUAAAUAAAUAUUACAAUACA